UGGGGGAUUCUCUUCUGCCUCUAAUGUCAGCGCACUUACACUCUGAGUUACGGGAAAGAUCAGAGAGUAGAAGUGGAAAUCAAAGCAGUGAAGUCACUACACCCGAGAUAACAAUAUCGGACUAUUCGGAUGAGCGUAUAACAGAAGUUUCAACGAUGCUGUCGCGACUUCACCAAGUGGUCCAUAAUAUGCACCAGCUACGCAUCAGCGACCGUGAACACGCACACUUGAGGGCUUUAUGUCUUUUUUCAUCUGAUGGCGUUCCAGAUUUUCUGACCCGAAAACUUCAGGACUAUCAGAUGAAAGUACUACGGUCUCUGCGCUCCAUUUGUGACGAGGAGCGGGCCUUGACCCUUGUCCUACAACUGUCAGUACUACGCAGUUUCACCCCGACCUUUAUAGAAGAUGUCUUCUUUGUAGGCUUCGUAGGAGACGUCAGCAUCGAUGAGGUGAUACCCUAUUUGUUGAAUGCGGAACGAUAAGUAAUUAUGUCAAAUCAGAGUGCUUAAAAAAUACUAUGUGUGAUAAUGUUGGUGUAAAAAAUCGGCGUGGGGGUAUAAGAAAUAAUAAUAAUUUGCCACGCCCUAAUUUAUUAAUAUAUGUAACGAUUUUAUAGUUCUAAUUUUGAUCACAUUAACUAACGAGAACUGUUGAACUAUAAUGACGUACAGCAACACUGUCAACAGUGUGUAACAACAAAGUAGGCCUUAAAUCUAACAACGGUCCUUUUUUGCACAGACUAACUGUAAUUUAAAAAUGUCAAUACAAUUGGUCACGUGACCCAUAGAAACUGCAUUCACUCUGUGUCACCCGAUCCAAAGUAUUUUUGUCUAAUUACAAAAAUAAAGAUUCUCGUUUUUGAAAUGGGUUGCUAGAGAGCAAAAACCCUUUCUAAGAAAAAAGAAAUUUCUUAGAACUUGUGAGCAAUUUUACACAGGUAAAAUUACUCACAUGUUGUAAGAAAUCAAAUCUUUUGAUUAAAAAUGCUAUUUUAAUUUUACAUGGACUUAUUUAGAUGCCAGUGAAAAAUUACGUAUGUUAUAUAAGUAAGUAAGUCAAUAUACAAUUGUACUAUUUUUAAACCUAAAAAUGGGUUGAAAUUUCUUUACUUGACUUUAGUGACUAUAGUACGGACGCGGAGCACGAAGAAUUUCGUACAAUGACCUUUGGGCCUACUGCCAGUGGUUAAAAACAUUUUUUUUAUAAGUAG
Messenger RNA from Pieris rapae (cabbage white), 1210 nucleotides. RefSeq names its product nuclear receptor subfamily 2 group C member 2-like. Bases 24 to 482 code for a protein of 152 amino acids. NCBI's taxonomy places the organism in Eukaryota, Metazoa, Arthropoda, Insecta, Lepidoptera, Pieridae. The record is from RefSeq and is a predicted model, not a curated record. The transcript has 3 exons. Gene Ontology annotation, biological process: negative regulation of transcription by RNA polymerase II. Gene Ontology annotation, molecular function: transcription corepressor activity; transcription factor binding. Gene Ontology annotation, cellular component: cytoplasm; nucleus.